CCGAGACCGGCGACGUGAUCGUUUACGUUAAAAAGACCAAGUCACCGUAACUGUAAGCAACAAAUCAAACCCGAUGCGUUAAGUUCGUCUUCGAGUGCGUCGCGAACGUGUUUUUCAGAAUGCGUUGAGAAAUCCUCGGCGAAGAGGCACAGCGGCGUUAGUUUCUCCCCCCGUACACAAAAUGACGAGAAAUUUUAUCCUCGUCUGGUGCAUCUCGUACUUAUAUUUCAAAACGGACGCCGGUAAACCGUCGCGAUACCUCGAAGAGUUGCUUGACGAUGGCCGGUGCAACUUCGACGCUUCUCUAACUUACAACGUGACGGAUCUGUUACGGUGUAUGAGCGUGUUCAUGAUCGGUCUUUCGGCUGAAGAUAACGUUCGGACGCUAAGACAGCCGAGCGAAUCGAAUCCGUUGGCUUACAGAGAAAAUCCGUACGAGUUGUCUCUCGGGAACGUAGUCUCGAAUUUGUUUAGCAACGGAAUUCCGUCGAUUAACGACUACUUUCCGUUAGAUCCCGCCGCCGGUCAAUAUCAAUUAGACCGGCCGGUUGCACCGGCCGAUCCGCUCGGUCAAUUCGGCGGGCUCGGGGCGAAUCUCUACGACGCCCUAUCGUCGAUCUCUCGCUACGAUGAUUCCAAGUGCGUGUCCAGAAUACUCUGCGAAAUGGCGAGCGGCCGGCCACCCGGAGAAUACAAGCAAGCGUCGUCGUCGUCCUCGUCGUCAUAUCUGGGCGAUCUCGGAAGAAACGCUCUCUCUCAAUGGCUCGUCGGCUUGGACGUGGCGGGGACGUCUCCGAUGUUGAAUUUCGCGCGAGCCGCCGCGCUGGGUUACAGCAGCUGGGGCGAUCCGGCCGCGUGUUACCGCGCUUUCCCGAGGUGUCCGCGUAAUCCCGACAAACUGCUGCAUUAUCUGAACAAUCACAACGGCGGAUUCUUCCGGUUCUUCGGCGGAUACGGUCGCGGCGGUAACCCACAGCAGUCUUACGCGUCGCAAGGCAAUUCGAAAUUCCUCCGAGGGAGGAAACGGAAAGCCCUGCCUCCGGGCUACGCCGGCGCGGUGGCUGAUCGCACCGGAACGGGCGAGCUGAAGUUCGACGUCCCCGUUUUGAGCGCUCAGCGAGAUUACGGAAAAAGCUCCUUCCAGAAAGAAAAUAUAUCGGAGAGCUCGAGGCGGGUAGUGUUCCCGGUUCACGAGGAGCCGAGCGAGGAUCGCCCAUCGGGAGACAGGAUCCCUAAAUCCUCAUCGGGAUACGAGAGCACCGACGCGAAUGCGUCCUCGCGAAACAACCCGCCGUUCUUCUUCCCGCAGGACUCAGAAGAUCCAGACAUCCGUGUGUCACGUUUCGCUCCUUAUCUGUCGGACUCGGAAUCUCGUACCGAAUUCCACUUUCCACGUUGACGAUCGAUCUUACUCUGCGGAUGGAACACACUCGAUGUUUCACGGUAUUGAUGAUGUUAAUCCGAGUUCUCGCACAGGAAGUGGCUUGUUACAUUUUAUUUAUUAAAGUGAUCGAUCUCGCGCGAGGUCUAC
Dinoponera quadriceps is the source of this 1531-nucleotide messenger RNA. RefSeq lists its product as uncharacterized. The transcript has 7 exons. The coding region runs from base 182 to 1399 and encodes 405 amino acids. The record is from RefSeq and is a predicted model, not a curated record. Lineage: Eukaryota; Metazoa; Arthropoda; Insecta; Hymenoptera; Formicidae.